GGCACCCACCAUGGCGGCCACGCUGGGCGGUCGGGCCGCGCGGCGCCUGAGGCUGCUGCUCUCAGCGCUGAAGCCCGGGCUCCAAGUCCCCCGGGCCGGACCCGCGGCCGCGUUCGGCUCCUCCGUGACCUCCGCCAAGGCCGAGGUGAACGGCGUCCACCUGCACUACCUGCGGACCGGAGACGGAGAGCACGCCGUCCUGCUGCUCCCGGGGAUGCUGGGCAGUGGAGAGACGGAUUUUGGACCUCAGAUUGAGAAGCUGAAUAAGAAGCUCUUCACGGUGGUUGCCUGGGACCCCCGAGGAUACGGACACUCCCGCCCCCCCGAUCGGGACUUCCCAGUGGACUUCUUUGAGCGGGAUGCAAAAGAUGCUGUUGAUCUGAUGAAGACGCUGAAGUUUAAGAAGGUCUCUUUGCUGGGGUGGAGCGACGGGGGGAUAACAGCCCUCAUCGCGGCCGCACGGUACCCCUCGUAUGUCAGCAAGAUGGUGAUCUGGGGGGCCAACGCCUACGUGACUGAGCAGGACACAGAGAUUUACCAGGGCAUCCGGGAUGUUUCUAAGUGGAGUGAGAGGACGAGAAAGCCUCUGGAAGCCCUCUAUGGGUUCGAAUACUUUGCCAGGACCUGUGAAAAGUGGGUGGAUGGCAUAGAGCAAUUUAAGCAUCUUCCAGACGGGAGCAUCUGUCGGGACCUGCUCCCCCUGGUCCAGUGCCCCACCUUAAUCAUACACGGCGAGAAGGAUCCCCUGGUCCCACGUUUCCAUGCCGACUUCUUACACAGACAUGUGAGAGGGUCACGGUUACAUCUGAUGCCGGAAGGCAAGCACAACCUGCACCUACGCUUCGCAGACGAAUUCAACAAGCUGGCGGAAGACUUCCUCCAGUGACCGUGUCCCAGGGCGUGUGGUCUGGUGAGGUCUGGGCCCGCGGGCCCGCCCUCCGCUCAGCUGCCUGCCAGGGUCCCUGUGCUUCCCCCGACUGCUCCUCAUGCAGUGCCGCUGAGGACAUAGCAUCCUCUUUCAUAGCUGCAGAGCUUGAAUCUGACCUUUUCAUACUGGGGUUUUCUUCCAUUGCCUUAAAUAAAUCCCGUCGUGAUUUCCUUUACUU
Molecule: messenger RNA, 1106 nt
Organism: Budorcas taxicolor (takin)
Lineage: Eukaryota; Metazoa; Chordata; Mammalia; Artiodactyla; Bovidae
Gene: BPHL
Product: biphenyl hydrolase like
Exons: 7
Coding region: 11-886 (291 amino acids)
Source: RefSeq, a predicted model, not a curated record